AUGUCUUCGCAUACAAAACAAUGCCUGGCGGAGAUAAACAAAUCUAUCAACUCCAUCAAACCCGUCCUUGAGCAGAUUGAUUCUCUUGAAAUUCCCAGCGCUGGUCUUCCACUGUUGACAAGUAAAUCAAACACCCUAUCUCAAUAUAUACACCACCUUGCCCUCCUAUCCACCUUCAGGCUUCAGAAAUCCUCCAUUCAAUCAAGAGGCGCUGCUCAAAUCCAAUCCGGCGAUCUAGUCGACGAUCUUAUCAAGCAGCGCAUCGUACACGACAAGACGCGUGCUCUCCAAUCCAAGCUGCGUUAUCGAAUUGAUAAGUUGAUUGGAGCAGCUAGUGGUGAGGCUGUGCAGGAUUCCACAUCCAUCGAUCCACUCGCUUUUAAACCAAAUCCAUCUGCACUCAUCGACAAGCGCAGGAAUGAGCCAGAUGAGCCAGAUGAAGACGGUGCUGAGCAUUCAGGCGUAUAUAAACCACCUAAACUCGCUGCCGUUCCUUAUACUGAUCCUGAAAAGGCUCCACGGAAAGAUAAGAAGGUUAUUCCACAGGCUAUCCUCCCUGAGCUGGUUGGCGGGAUGGAUGUUACCCAGCAGUCUUCCACCGGUCUUGGCACUGUUCCUUCCAAGCUUUCCUCUAAACGUGCACGGGAAUUACAGCAUAUCAACGACUACGAAGAAGAAAACUUCACCCGUCUGGUGCAGAACAGGAAGGAAGGUAAUAGGAGAUUGCGCGAUGAGGCUGAUAUCGCUCUCGGUGGUGGUGGUGUGUUGAAGGGAAGGCGUGUUGGUGGAUUGGAUGGCGAGUUCGAUGACGUUCUCCGCGCUGUCGACUCGAAACCCAAGAAAAGCGGGAAUAAGACACCGAUCUACGAUGAACUCGAUAAGAUGGCUAAGAAGGGCAGUGCUCUCGAUAGAGCUAAGGCUGUGAAUAGCAAAAGACCUCACUCUGAUAACUCGGAUAUUCACUCGUCAAAUGCUAAACGUGGUAGAUUUGAUCGCCAAGUGGGUGAUGCAGCGCGCAAGCAGAAGAAAAGGAGGGGAUAG
Messenger RNA from Wallemia ichthyophaga EXF-994, 1041 nucleotides. Its product is annotated as Neuroguidin-A. Gene Ontology annotation, biological process: maturation of SSU-rRNA from tricistronic rRNA transcript (SSU-rRNA, 5.8S rRNA, LSU-rRNA). Lineage: Eukaryota; Fungi; Basidiomycota; Wallemiomycetes; Wallemiales; Wallemiaceae. The record is from RefSeq and is a predicted model, not a curated record. Bases 1 to 1041 code for a protein of 346 amino acids. The transcript has a single exon. Gene Ontology annotation, cellular component: nucleolus; small-subunit processome.